AGAAGCUUCGUGACAACAACGAAAAUGAAACAAGCUCAGCAGCUCUGCUGUGUAUAUAUACCUGUGCUCCGUUACCUGGACUCAGUGGAGCCUCGGGCCUGAGCAGCACACACACACACACACACACACACACACUCACUCACUCAGUCAAACACACACACACAGACACUCCAGAGCAGCAUGCUGUUCCAAGCAGCAUCUUUCUUCCUGUGGGCUUCCGUCUUCUGCAGCUACACAGCAGCCUUCACGGAGGAAGCGCUCGACUGUUGCCUGUCCACCAGCAACGUGCCCAUCCCCCGCCAGAUAGUGGCAUCGUUCAGCAUGCAGACGGCAGAGGGAGGCUGUCCUAUUGCAGCCACCGUGUUCAUCACCAAAAAGGGCAGGGCUUUGUGCGCCCCUCCCCCGACCAGGAGCGACUGGGUGUCCAAGACCAUUUGUAAGAUUUCUCCAAAAGAGCCGAGGUGCCUUUCCGCGAAGAAAGAGAAAUCGCAGAGGAGGAAGAGAAAUGGAGUCAAGCAGUAAGGCCAGUCAGGCCUUGUGUCUGAAGACCUGAAGCCCAGCAGUAAAGCUCAUAUUUAAUACAGAGCCCAGCUUUCUACUACCACAAACCAAGGAACAUAUUGCCAGCUCUUUCCAUAAGCUAUCUUGAGAAUUCAUCGCUGAUAUUCAUUUUAUUUUUAUAAUUCAUGAACCAUAGCUGUAAUUAACUGGCUGUGUAAAAACUUGUGAACAAUAAUAACAUUUGUUAAUACAUAUCGAAAUUAUUUCAUUUGUUUGUGUUUCUAUAUUAUAUUCUGUAUUAAAUAUCACAUGAAAUGUGUGUGACCAACGUAUAGGACACUUUUGAUUACUGUCAUAGUUCGCUUUUCAAACAUAGAUUAACCAUUGAUUCACUCUCUCCUGCUAUGGAUAGCACUGGAACCAGCUUUGUUUGAUGAUGCAUGCACCAGUUCCAUUAUAUCCAUAAAUUUAUGGGCUCAAACUGAAAUAUUAUUGUUAAUUGCUUAAAAUUUAAAAUGUGAAUUCAUGCCUUCAUUUGUCCUUACGUUGUUAAAAAAAUGUUUUCUUCCAAUAAAAAUGUAUUUCAGA
Messenger RNA from Anguilla anguilla (European eel), 1089 nucleotides. Its product is annotated as C-C motif chemokine 4 homolog. The record is from RefSeq and is a predicted model, not a curated record. Lineage: Eukaryota; Metazoa; Chordata; Actinopteri; Anguilliformes; Anguillidae. Gene Ontology annotation, cellular component: extracellular region. Gene Ontology annotation, biological process: positive regulation of ERK1 and ERK2 cascade; positive regulation of GTPase activity; cellular response to interleukin-1. Bases 181 to 522 code for a protein of 113 amino acids. Gene Ontology annotation, molecular function: chemokine activity; CCR chemokine receptor binding. The transcript has 4 exons.